Molecule: messenger RNA, 966 nt
Organism: Cryptosporidium muris RN66
Lineage: Eukaryota; Apicomplexa; Conoidasida; Eucoccidiorida; Cryptosporidiidae
Product: cell differentiation protein Rcd1, putative
Exons: 1
Coding region: 1-966 (321 amino acids)
Biological process (GO): mRNA catabolic process; negative regulation of translation
Cellular component (GO): CCR4-NOT complex; P-body; CCR4-NOT core complex
Source: RefSeq, a predicted model, not a curated record
AUGAUGAUUCCUCCAUCUUCAUCUAUUAAUAUGCCUGUGAACCAAAGACAAUCUGUUAAUGAGAUAUCUCACUCGAAUCCUCUUUCUGGUACUCUUUCUAUGCAAAGUGGGAUAAAUACAAGUAAUCCAUCAGGAUUAACUAUGAAUGACAACAUACAAUCUGAGAGAGAGAAAGUUUAUCAAUAUAUAGUUGAUAUGACAUGUGCAGCAAAACGCGAAGUGGCCUUAUCUAAGUUAUCUAAAUAUCGUGAAACUUUUUCAGAUCUACCUCCUUUAUUAUGGCACAGUUUUGGCUGCAUUACGGCUUUGUUACAAGAAAUUAUAUCUAUCUAUCCCUUAUUAUCACCUCCAAAUCUUUCAAGUCAAGCUAGUAAUCGUACUUGUAACUGCCUUGCCCUACUACAAUGUAUGGCUAGCCAUUCAGAAAUUAGAGGACACUUUUUAGCAGCUCAUAUACCUUUAUAUCUAUAUCCUUUCCUAAACACAAUAACAAAGUCACGUCCUUUCGAAUAUCUCAGAUUAACAUCCUUAGGUGUUAUAGGCGCAUUAGUAAAAGUGGAUGAUCCAGAAGUCGUCAGUUUUUUAUUACAAACAGAAAUUAUCCCAUUAUGCCUAAGAGUGAUGGAAACUGGAAGUGAACUUAGUAAAACUCUUGCUACAUUCAUAAUUCAAAAGAUACUUCUUGAUGAAUUAGGCCUUUCCUAUAUUUGUGCAACUCCAGAGAGAUUCUUUACAGUUUGCCAAGUUCUUGGGAAUGUAGUUACUCAACAUAAUGAGUCCCCAUCCCCUAGACUUCUUAAGCACAUUAUAAGAUGUUAUUUAAGAUUAUCAGAGAAUGUUAAAGUUAAGGAUGCGCUGAAACAAGCUCUUCCCUCAGUAAUUUUGUCCCCAAACUUUAAGGUUAUAUUUGAUGAUGAUGCAAUUACAUCUAAAUGGUUGCAUCAACUUUAUACAAAUAUUUGUUGA